Messenger RNA from Closterium sp. NIES-65, 1683 nucleotides. The record is from the annotation of a GenBank genome assembly. NCBI's taxonomy places the organism in Eukaryota, Viridiplantae, Streptophyta, Zygnematophyceae, Desmidiales, Closteriaceae.
AUGGAGGAUUGGUAUGGCGAGGGGGGGAAGGCGGCGAAGCGUGCUGCCGACGAUUCGAUUUGCCUCUUCAUCACGGCGACGCGCUUGGGGGAGACUAUAUGCCAGCACCCCCUCUUCCUCAACAUGCUGCGCGCUGUGAACGCCGCCGAACCCGGCUAUGUCCCCCCCAAGCGUGGUUACGUUGGAGGCGCCGGGCUGCUGGCGUGCAAGCAGCAGAUUGAGAAGGGAUUGACGCCCAUCACGAAGACGUGGAAGGAGACUGGCAUGACGAUCGCAAGCGAUAUGAUGAGGGACAAGAGCGGGCGUGCGCAGAUGAACAUCCUCUGCAUCAACGCCAGUGGAUCGGUUUUCCAGGAGGCGGUCGACUGCAAGGCGGAGACCAAAAGCGGGGCGUUUAUCGUGAGCGUCCUGCAGCCGGUCAUCGAGAAGGUUGGACCGGAGCACGUCGUCAUGAUUUGCACGGACGGCGGCAGCAACUACGUGUCCGCCGCCAAGCUGCUGCAGAAGAAGUACCCGCACAGUGAGUACGUCCCCUGCGCCACUCAUGUGCUCGACUUGCUGUUGGAGGACUUCGGCAGCAUGGCUUGGGCGCAGGAGGUCGUGCCUAUGGCGACCGACAUGAUUUCGUUCAUUCGCAGCCACAAGUGGACGCGUGCCUUCCUGCGCUGUCCCGAGCUGCACGGGGAGAAGUCGCUUCAGCCGCUGCGACCGGCGGGCACGCGCUUUGGGACGCAGUACAUAGCGGUGGAUACCUUCGUGAAGGUAAUGGCGCUGCCGUACAAGGUGAUGAGGAAGACGGAUGGGCCGGCGAAGGGGAUGAUGGGGGCAAUGUACGACAUGAUGCUGCAGCUGACGGAGGACUUGUCGACGCUGUUGGAGAGUGCGGAUUGUCCGCUCAGCGAUGCGGAUAAGGAGGGGUCGCUGGAGCGCUUGAGGCGGCGUUGGGACGAGAGUUUGGCCUGUCCUCUUCACGUGGUAGGCCGGAUUCUGAACCCGGUCAACCAGGAGGAGGGGAUCUAUCUCAAGGACAUUGAGUGCACCAGGGUGAUGAAGGCCUGGCUGUCGCGCUCGAGGGCCUUCGUCGGCAAGUACUGGAAGAAGGAUGGCGAGAGGACUGGAACGAUGAUGGCGCUGGAGGAGGGGAUGCUGGCGUACAUUGAGUGCAGGGGGUGCUUUGGGACGGAGGAGGCGAUAGAGGGGCGUGCGCAGCUGAAGGCAGGGAAGGGGGACAUGGCGACGUGGUGGAAGAUGAAUGGCUGGGAGUAUGCCGAUCUGACAGGCCUUGCAAUCCGUGCGGUGUCACAGGCCGUUUCCGCUUCUCUGUGCAAGCGGGGAUGGGCUACGUGGGAUGGGGUGCACACGGCGCGCAGUAACAGGUUGGGAUCGGAGAAGGUGCGCGACCUGGUGUUCGUGGCGCACAACUGGAAGGCUGUGCUCGGCCACCACGAGGGUGCAGUUGUUGCAGGGCCAAGUGGGGAAGUGAGGAAGGCGGGGGUAGUGGAGGGGAACAUUCCCACCCCUCCCCUCCCCGAGGGGUACAUGUUGGAGGAGGAUGGGGAGAGGGAGGUGGACGAGGACGACAUGAUGGUCGAUGAGUACAAGGACCAGGAUGAGAAGGAGAUAGCGAGGAGGACGGGGAUGAGUGACUGGCUGCCUGCAUGCAGUGCUGUGGUGGUAGUUUAA